This is a messenger RNA of Taeniopygia guttata (zebra finch), 7835 nucleotides long. RefSeq names its product solute carrier family 2 member 2 (gene SLC2A2). NCBI's taxonomy places the organism in Eukaryota, Metazoa, Chordata, Aves, Passeriformes, Estrildidae. The record is from RefSeq and is a predicted model, not a curated record. Gene Ontology annotation, biological process: dehydroascorbic acid transport. Gene Ontology annotation, molecular function: D-glucose transmembrane transporter activity. Gene Ontology annotation, cellular component: plasma membrane; brush border.
GUCCUGGCAAAGGUUUUCACAGUGCUUGAAGGUUUGGUCUUGGGUCAGGGCCCCCAUUUGUUUUCUGAUUCCAGCCUUUGCAGCCUGGUAAUUGUCAAAUCCUGACAGUCCCAUUGUGAAGGUAUUUAACUGCAAUGCAAAGAAACUGCUUGUAAAUGCCUGGGUAUCCACACACAGCGAGCAAACAAGCACCAUUGGCAGAGAUCUCAGCGGGAAGGACAAAUAUUGGGGAAAACUAAAAAGCUCAGCCUUGGGGCCCUUCCUGUCACGACUACACCAGGCUUGGAGGGGAAUGCAGGUGCUGUGGCUGGAAUCAAAGCCUGCUUAAUGUAAUGAACUUUCCUCUCCCAGUUAAAGUUUUACUUUACUGGAGACCAGUGCAAAGAUUAGUGGUCUUACACUCAUCUUUGUUGUUUUUUCUCUCGCUCUUCUUCUGUAGAAAGUACAUUUUGUGCCCAUGUGAAGCCUGGCUGACUGAGAGCAUCAUCCAAUGAGUGCUGUAGCUUGGCUGCCGGACCCAUCAGGGGCUGAUCUGGAAGAUAAUGACUUUAAUCAGCAUUAAUCACCUUCCUGGCUGACUCAGGCUUUGGCACGCUCUGCUGUCGCUAAGGAUGCCACUGUCCCCCCCACCCCACCCCACCCACCCCGGCCCUGCAGCUCCUCUCUCUGACCACGUCAAGGACAGCGAAUCCCAAGCCUGAGCAAGACCAGCUCAGACCAGCCUGUGCAGAUGUGCAAAGUUCGUGAAAGCCAUGUGAGCUAACGCAAAAAUAUUUGGCAGCAUCAGUAGUAUUGGGCAGCAUUGGCAGUACUUCCCAGAAUCCACAAUAUUUGGAUACCAGCCACAGCCAUCAGCUGGUGGUGCUGAAAGGCUCGCUGUUCACACCACUGUAGGAUUCUUAAUGAAAGCCUCUUUUUCUGUAACAUUCUAGGUAAUUUUAUUGUGUUCUGUGUCCAGCAAUCUCCUCUGGUAGGUGUGUACAGGCAUUAGAGCUGCCUGCUGAGGGGCUCUGUGUAUGCAGGUGUCUGUGUAUGGUUACACAGAGAGACCUGCAUACAUCUUGUGUUUAUAUGUGGCUCCCUAUGUGAUAUACACACAGGAAUAUAUUUUAAAGCAGGUGCUAAAUGCUAUUUAAAUAAAACUCUUAGUCAUUUUCUAGCUGCUUUGCUACAUGUGCUGGAGAGGUUUCUUCUCCCUGAUUCAGCAAGAGGAUUGUGGUGUGACAUGCACACCCCGCACAGAAGCCAAGGUAGGUGUUGAGCAUCUUGAAACAGACUCAAGUCCCUGGCACAUCACAUUCCCAACUGUUCAGCUGAGGGACAGCCCCAGCCCAGCCCUGCAGCUGGAUCAUUUGAAUUUUCCAGAUCCACUCUAUGUCUUUGCAGGUCUCUCAUUGUUUCGUGUGUGUCCCAAACACGGGGAUUGGUGGUGCCUGCUUUGAGCUGAGCGGUGGCCAAAUAAUGCGUGGAAGACUUGGGUUUCUCAUUAACUCCAGAGUUGAUAUAGUCCCAUCUCUCCAAGCACCAGCCUCUUUUCCUGCCUCCAUCCCAGCUCUGCUGUCCUUCCUCCCCUGGCCAAGCCCUCACCUUGCUCUGCAGCCCAGGACAGUGGCUGUUCCCAGAAGGAGAGCGGAGGAGCUGCAGGGUGGAUGAGAAAAGGAAUAUGCAGACAGAGAAGCACCUCACAGGAACAUUGGUCCUCUCCGUCUUCACUGCAGUGUUGGGCUUCUUCCAGUAUGGCUACAGCCUGGGGGUCAUUAAUGCCCCCCAGAAGGUGAUAGAAGCACACUACGGGCGCGUGCUGGGCAUUGUCUCCCCGGACACACACACCACCAAUGGCUCUGGGGAGGAUGGCACGUUCCUCCAGGCUGGCACAGAGGGCACGUUCCCACCCCCAGCUGACCUCAGCGAGGACCCCGCUGCCUCCCCACACCUCCUCACCAUGUACUGGUCCCUGUCUGUGUCCGUGUUCGCCGUCGGUGGCAUGGUCUCCUCCUUCACCGUGGGCUGGAUCGGCGACCGCCUCGGGAGAGUCAAAGCCAUGCUGGUGGUGAACAUCCUCUCCAUCGCUGGGAACCUUCUCAUGGGGCUGGCGAAAUUUGGGCCAUCCCACAUCCUCAUCAUCUCCGGGAGAGCAGUCACGGGGCUGUACUGCGGGCUCUCCUCUGGACUAGUGCCCAUGUAUGUCAGCGAGGUCUCUCCCACCGCCCUGCGAGGAGCGCUGGGGACGCUGCACCAGCUCGCGAUCGUCACGGGCAUCCUCUUCAGCCAGAUCCUUGGACUAGACUUUCUUCUGGGCAAUGACGAGAUGUGGCCCCUGCUCCUUGGUCUGUCUGGCGUGGCUGCCCUGCUGCAGUUCUUCCUGCUCUUACUGUGCCCUGAGAGCCCCCGAUACCUUUACAUCAAACUGGGGAAGGUGGAGGAAGCUAAAAAAAAUUUGAAAAGGCUUAGAGGAAACUGUGACCCAAUGAAAGAGAUUGAAGAGAUGGAAAAGGAAAAGCAAGAAGCUGCUAGUGAAAAGAAAGUCUCCAUAAGACAGCUUUUCACCUCUUCCAAGUACAGGCAAGCUGUCAUUGUGGCGCUGAUGGUGCAAAUAUCCCAGCAGUUCUCGGGAAUCAACGCGAUCUUUUACUACUCCACAAACAUUUUCGAGAGAGCUGGAGUUGACCAACCAGUUUAUGCAACCAUCGGUGUUGGAGUGGUGAACACGGUCUUCACUGUUAUCUCUGUCUUUCUGGUGGAGAAGGCGGGCAGGCGGUCCCUGUUCCUGGCAGGUUUGAUGGGCAUGUUAAUCAGCGCCGUGGCCAUGACAGUUGGGCUUGUGCUCCUGAGCCAGUUUGCCUGGAUGAGCUAUGUCAGCAUGGUUGCAAUCUUCCUCUUCGUCAUCUUCUUCGAAGUGGGGCCUGGGCCCAUCCCCUGGUUCAUCGUAGCCGAGCUGUUCAGCCAGGGCCCGCGCCCUGCCGCCAUCGCUGUCGCCGGCUUCUGCAACUGGGCCUGCAACUUCAUCGUGGGGAUGUGUUUCCAGUACAUAGCAGAUCUGUGUGGACCAUACGUGUUUGCAAUCUUUGCGGGUUUGCUCCUCAUCUUCUUCCUGUUUGCACACUUCAAAGUACCGGAGACGAAAGGAAAGUCCUUUGAGGAGAUUGCAGCUGUGUUCCGCCGCAAGAAGCUCUCGGCCAAAGCCAUGACUGAGCUGCAAGACCUGCGACGCAGCGAGGAGGCAUAGACAUUCAUGCACCCAAAAGGAGGGACUGGCCAUGCACCUCCUUCAGGCACCAUGGGAAGAAUGUUGGGCAAAAGUCUCAUUUCACAAAAACCUUGCAGCUGGCAGACCAAGAGGACACAUCCAUUGGAUUUCUUCUGGCUGCUGUGGUUCACACCUCCCUGCCACAGGUGCUAACCUGGAAUUUUCCUCUGAGACACUUGGGACAGCUGGGCUGCAGGAAAAGCUAGGGAAAGGACAGGAGGAGUACGGUACAUGCACGUCUCAAUGCCCUUCUGGAAGAGCCCAGUGGCACAGUGAUCUUACCAGAUGGCAUUGAGCAGGGCUGUCUCUUAGCUGAAAUGAAGGAAAGAGGGGCUGGCUGAUGCUGCAGCCUCGAGUUUUCACUUUUUAAUUCCCAUCUCUCUGCUUCAUUUUGCUGAGUGACCUGGUGCCUUUAAAAUCCAACUGCUCAUGUAGCUGUGCCACCAGCACACAACACUGAUCACCUCAGGUGCUAAGGAAAACAGGUGGAGCAAACACCCCCUUACUCUUGCCUUCUGCAGAGGAAGAUGGUGGAUCCCACCUGAACCGGUUGGGAUGCACUUCCCUUGCUUUGCUAUCUGUGCAUUAUGGAAAUGCUGUCUGAUCUCGUAAGAUUUUACUCAGUUGCAAUAAUUUCUUUGAGAAUCUUAGAAACUGUGGCUGGGCUGAUGGGCACUUUUCCUACAUUUUAGCCAAACUAUUUAGUUCUCUCUUUCCUCCCAGGAAGCCUCUCCCCCUUCUCCCAGCUGCAGCACAAGGCACAGCACAACACUGACCACACAAAAGGCCUGGGCACUCUUGGCCUCCAUGUGAGGAGACUUGGGCCCUGCUGCUACCCCUUCCAUGGUGUGACCAUUGCCAGGGCACCUCCUUCCCCAUCUGCACCUUCCUUCCCUUCCUUUCAUACAGUGUUCAAGACCCACCGGCUCCAGGUCCAGCCAAAGGCUCAGGCUGCUCAUUGAGUAACAAUUAAUGAUGACCGAAAGAAGAAAUGGGUAUUGGAAGGUUAACUGGAAGGUGCCACUUACCUAACUCCCAUUUUGCAUCACUUAGCAUUUUGCUGGCUGGGUGUGCUUCAGUCAAGAUAGUGUGCAAGCAGGAGGUCAUGCUGUUUCCACAACCUUGUUUGUGCUCCUUUUGCUUCUUUAUGAGACAUUUUUAUGUGACAGAAUCAAACUCCAAGGAUUCUUCUUCCUUUUUUGGGGGCAUAUUUUGGAGCCAUCGUAAAAGCCUGCUCUCUGCUUAAGAUUUGCAUGUUCCUUGUUGUGAUACCAGGUUACUUUUUAGCAACUUUCUCAGGGUAGAAACACAUUAUUUAUUUAGAGAUGAAACACCAGCAUUGCUUGGUCACUGUGUGCUCACCGUGGCUGCCGGUGAAGCAGUGGCCAAAAUGUAACACAGGAUCGAGCAUAAUGAAAAGCACAAAAUAGAUGGUCUGAGGAGGAUCACAGUGCUGCUAUGGGUUUGGUUUUAGGGGAGGUUCAUGCUCCUUUCUAUGUGCCUGAACUUUCUUUCCUGUGUAGACUUUACUCUCUUGGUAUUAAGACCCUACAGCACACUCUGGUCUCUUCCAAGUGAUGGGAAUGCAGCCACAAGGUCCACUGGCAGAAAUGCCUGCCCCUGGUGUGUGCACUGAAGCAGUAAGAUUGCACCAAAGGCUUUGCUGGAGUAACUGCUGGGAUUUAACUAGAGGAGAACUGGGUCAGUGCUGUCCUGUGCUGCAGUGGUGGGUGACCUGGGUCUGACACGGGCGUGCAGGGCUGCUGGAACCAGAUCCCAGGCUAGGGAUGGGAAGAGAGCAGCAGAGCUGCUGACAGGUCUGUGUCGAGCUGUCCCUCUGUGUGCUGCACACAGGUUCCCCCCAGGUGAGACCAACAGCCACAGCAGGCUCAGAAGCUCUCCACUGGCUAUGUUUACCAUAAGUUAAAUAUAAUGGAUUAUCUGAAUGUACAAAAAGGAGAAAAAAAGAGGAUUCUUGCUAUCAGCAUUGUUCUCUAGGUCUGUUAGAUAAAAUAUGAACAACAUCUAUGGCAUGGGAUGGCUUGUGCUGCUGUUUUUCCCCCCCUGUACAUGUCAGACAUACAUCCAAUACCAGAUGGGAGCUACUUCCCGAGCAGGACACAUUUGCUCCACAGGUGGUAAAAGCUGUGCAAGCUGUGCAAGCCCAAAUCCCUUUGAAACAGGUGGUCCAGAGCUGAGACUUGGGGUUGGAGGUAGCCCUGGAUCCGCUGGCAGCUGGCUUUGGGCUGGAUGAACCCUGACUGGCACCCAGCUGUCCACACUGCCCACUUCACCCCACUGUGAAGCACCUCUGCCUGCAUGGUGCUGGUGCAGCCUAAAACCUGGUGCUGGGGCCUCUGUAGGCACGAGAGGCAGGAGGAGCAUUUGGGGAGAAGUGAGGUUCAAAGCAGAUUUACUGCUGCUCUGAGGGCCCAGUCAGGCUGGAUUCCCUGUGAUCAUACAGGGGGUAUGAAUUUAUUUCCUAAAAUUCUGCUAAGAUUUGUCCUGUUGUCUGGGGGGCAUCAGUGACUCUGCCAGCAGCUCAGCAGUGAGGGGCCUUAUUGAUCAACAUUGAGCAGUCAGUCCUGGUUUUCCUGUGUCACUGGUAAAUGACAACAGAAAGCCCAGUUCAGGUACUGUAGUGCAAUACAUAAAUCAGUUUAGCAAAGCCCACAGUAUUAACACUGCCCACAGUUACAACACUGAACUUCCCAGAGGAGCUGCCUGGGGGUUCAGAGGCACCUAAGGAAAAUGGAGUGUCAGGCUGUGUUUCCUUGCAGCAGCUGCCAUGUGGAAGGUAAGGGAGUUUAUUCCUUUCAGCCUGGGACAGAGUAAGGCAUUGCUGGCCCUUUGUCCUCCCCAUGGCUGCAGUGAAGGAUCAAGCUGGGCUUUACUAUCACAAGAGCACUUUAACCAUAUGCCAGCACAGGAUGGGGUCAUUAGAGUUAGUUAAAUCUGACUAUAUGUUUACUUUUGUCUCAUCCCAUCAGGCUGAUAAUUAGGACUGUACACUUUAUCUGUCCUUGCUACAUCCAAGUUCUAGUUAAAACUUGUUCUUGAGACACAGCUUGUUGAAUCGUUAUUUUUAUCUCUCACCAUUACGGUUUUACUAAGUUGCUAAUCAUUAAGAAAAUUUAAAAGACCAAGUCAAACUUAUUAGCUAAAUGGUCAUUGCAUUUUAGUAACAUGCUAAACAUGUUUUCAUACCACGCCUGGCUAAUAAUGCAAUAUAAUUAAUAAUCCCUGAGAAAGCAUCUUGUCAGCAAGAGCUUUGACAGUGUUUUCCUAAUGUGCUGAGACAACAGCCAUUAAGACUUUUCUGUUGUGCCAACAGUAUCUAGUCUCCCACUCUCUAGGUUUAAUUUUAAAAUUAGUUUGACUUCCCUAAUUCAAUAAACUCAGGACAUUUGGCCCCAUUAACGCUCUCCACACUAAUUUAUCACAGGUUUUUCUGCCUCACUUCAACUUGUUUUCCAUCACUGAGAAGCACUACCCUCUAUCUCUGUAGUCAAACAGCUGAUAAUGAUAAAGCUAACCCAAGUACUACUUAUGCAGGGAUAAAUCCUUUGAGGUAUGAUAUAUUUUCUGAGGUGUUCAAUGUCCUUAUCUUUCACUGGAAAUCUAUGGGAGCUGAGGAAUUUCAAGGUAGGAUAUCAGGUUGGGAUACAGCAAAAUGUGUAAGCAUCAGAUUAAAUUAAGGUAACUGAGUGUUUAAAUAUUUCACUAAAUCCUGAAGGGAAGGAAUCUCCUCCCCAGCACUGGGGCAAUAAAUCCUGGCUGCAGAUCAGCAGUCCUUCAGUUUUACAGGCUGUAGAUACAACUGCAGACCUGAGGCUUGGGGAGUGUCCUGAGUUUUGCCUCCCUGCACUCUGCUCAGGAGAGAGAGCAGCUCUGUGCCUCUGAUAAGUCAGGACACGGUGGGAUCCCAGGAAAGUCAGCUCAGCAGCUGACACAGAGACACUGCUCAGGUUGGAACAGGGCUGUUUACACCACUCCGCUCAUGACCUGGUAUUUCUCAUCGUGUGACCUGACCCCAGGGCCCAGGGGUGUAAACACCACCUCCUGCCUUUCAUGGGCCAGCUGGAAACAGGUGAGAUGUUUCUGGAAACAAGGUGGGAUGUUUACCCCCAGCGCUGGCUGAAAUUCAUAUUCUCAAGGCUGGGCUUUGAUGAGGCACUUUAUGGCAUCAGACACUUCUCCGGGACACAACUGAGAACAGACACAGCUCACUAAAUCUUCCUGAAGUUUUCUGGUCCCUCUUCACUCCUUAAAGACACAGAUAGGAGAAGAAAAAUUUGAUAACAUUCUGACCCUACUUGAGAGAAAAGGUGUGUGAUCCAGCUGUGCAAUACUGGAAAAAAACCACCUUUAAAUGUGAAAGGCUGAGGUAUUUUAUUUACAAAUAUGUUUUGAAUCAAGUUGCUGUUCUUGUAUAGAAAAGUGGGGUAAUCAUAUUAAUACUAUCAAGAACUGCACUUUAGAAAAUUAACGUUGAUCUAGACAAAGGAACGAUACCUGCAGGCAAUAACUGAUGGAUUGGAUUUCCAAUGUUUUUUAUUGAAUCCCAAAUAAAGGCUGUCUCGGAAUA